Messenger RNA from Suillus bovinus, 2212 nucleotides. RefSeq lists its product as uncharacterized. The transcript is spliced from 3 exons. NCBI's taxonomy places the organism in Eukaryota, Fungi, Basidiomycota, Agaricomycetes, Boletales, Suillaceae. The record is from RefSeq and is a predicted model, not a curated record. The coding region runs from base 185 to 1951 and encodes 588 amino acids.
GACACGGUAAGUUCCUGCAUGAUUUCAAAGUUCAGGUAACAGCUAGUUACGAGUCACAAGUUUAAGCAUAGGAGUGCUGUGUAACGACGUUGAACGGUUUCUAUUCAAAUAGGUUUAUUACCAGCCCCAUGGGUCUUACGGAUUGGGAACUCCCUUAUAUAAAUCCAUAGGUGCACUUUGCUCUAUGAUGCAGCUAAUGCGCGAUACAACGAAGACCCGACUUUUUCUUCUGUUACUCGUGUCUCUCAGAGGGGCAUACGCGGUUAACGUAACUGACUGUUUCAUCAACUUCAGAAAUAAUGCGAAUCAGACACUCAAUGCGUCCGGGUUGGUAGAUGCCAAUGGUGGAAGUAUAACAAACACAUCGUCGGAGAUCUUAAAAGCAGUCGGAUUCACCUAUGGCGCAUGUCUUUCACAAUGCGGCUCUGGAACACAGAAGCCCGACUGGGCAAACGUUUCGCAGCAGUUCAGCGCCUGGCUGUUACCCUACCUUGCGCUCAUUUCUCACCUGCCUUUCGGUGCAAGACAUAGAGUUGACAACCUCAUGUCUGUCGUCCUCACAAUCGGUUCACCGGUGCUCGCCGGUUACUCGAUGAUCUUCACUAUUCUCAACGCUCGGUGGAUCAGUCGUCGGUUUGAGAAGGUGUCCUUCCCAAACGCCAAACACGCCGUCCGCAUCCUUAUAAGCCUUCAGCAAACUCCACUGAAAAUAACGAAUGAAGACUCGUUGCUCAGCUCCCUCAUUGUCCUGCCAGAGAAUGACGACUGGUGGCCGAAAAUUGCCGAUUUUCUCGAUUAUACUCUCAAUUGGCCCAUCGCAUCUGCGGCAUCCAUUGCGUGGGUCGUCGUUGCAUACCUAUUGACAGCCAUCGGCUCGCUGUCGGACAUUGACGCCAAUCUCGACUCUAACGGUCAAGGCGCAGGGUCGAUUUGGUUGUGGCUCAUACCAAUCGUUAUAGGUUGGCUGCAGCUAUCCCCCAAGUGUGACUAUGUGCGCAUUAAACGGGCCAUGGACAAUGCAGAUGCAAUGGCAUUUGUAGCGACCCAUUGUGGAGCCAUAAAGGCAUCAGACCUUUCCGAAAGACGAGCCAUAUCCAUUGAUUCCACUUUGGAACACCCUUCGUCUCCCGACGAGAGUUUAACUCCACCCAUCUACAAUUAUGCCAGAGCCAUUCCAUGGUCUCGGUCGGCGGAGGAUGUCUUCGAUGCUUUCCUAAUGGCCUCCAACAAUUGCAGAAUGCAUAGACCGGUCAGGAUAGGUGACAUAUGGAAGAAUGCGGGCGGAAGGAACACUAUUGAGCCCAGCAACAGGUCUGGAAACCCGUCCGAAGUCAAUGCAUACUGUAGACUUCCUCGAUAUGCAGCACCUAGAUGGGGAAUAUGGAGUCCCUGGGCGUCAGGGAUAUUUUUCCGCAUGUUUGUGGCAUCACUCCUGCCCCUAGCUUUGCAGUGGGCAACGACUGGAGCUGCGGUGUUGGUUGUGUAUUUUACUCCAACUAACGGCCUUGGUUGUAGAUCUCUUGGUUAUAUCAUCUACGGUGCCCUGGCUACGAUAGUGUGGGCGAUGCUCGUUGCGUCAAGCAUCAUUUCGCACUACACGCAUUCUUACUCGGGCAGAUCUAGCUGGAGCCCGUUCUUUUCCAUCACAAUGCGUCUCGCAAAGGUCCUAUCGAACCUUUUGAGAUGGAGUGGGAAAUUCUUGGCAAUCAUCAAUGCAGUCUGGUUAAUCACCGCCAGUAUGCUGCAGUUUAUGGGUGUUUAUAAUAAUUGUUACUGCAACUCGAGCGCGUUGGGGAGAGGGGUCCAACAUGGAUAUAACAUCGUUAUAAACAGUAAUUUAGACUUAAGUCUGACUGAAGCUGCUUGGUGGGGCGGGUUGGCUUUGGGUUGCUCUACCUCUUUGGGAUUUGUUUUCUUGAUGAGUUUAUUGACUGACUUUGUACCUACGUGAUGUGUCUGAAGUUUUGGCAGUUAUCAGCCGGGAGGAACGGCAAACUGGCAGAAGACUCCUCACGCCAGGGCCUAUCUACAAGCCUUGAAGCACGGCAAGGAUGCAGGCGUCCUUUAUAUCAGAAAUAUUGUCCUCCAUAGAGUAUUACUCUGCAUAGGACACAAAAAAUUGUCACGGAUACAUACAAUUAUAUUUCAUAUUUAGGAUAUAUGUAUGAAUAGGUUGACACUCGUCGAAAGGUGAAAAUUUUCAUCAUGUUAC